Aureobasidium pullulans EXF-150 is the source of this 3336-nucleotide messenger RNA. RefSeq lists its product as uncharacterized. The transcript is spliced from 2 exons. Lineage: Eukaryota; Fungi; Ascomycota; Dothideomycetes; Dothideales; Saccotheciaceae. The coding region runs from base 1 to 3336 and encodes 1111 amino acids. The record is from RefSeq and is a predicted model, not a curated record. Gene Ontology annotation, cellular component: endoplasmic reticulum membrane; Golgi membrane. Gene Ontology annotation, biological process: SREBP signaling pathway. Gene Ontology annotation, molecular function: sterol binding; protein binding.
AUGCUGUGGUAUCUGCUUUCUCCAAUCAGAGGGACGAGCGAUCCUCCCCGUCUACGACCUGAUCACCCAAUCCGAAGAGCUUUCUAUCGACAUGGACUCAUUACCGCUCGCUACUGGCUACUUUGUAUGCUUGUUUCAGUAUCGGUCGGUGUUUCUUUGAUCUACCCGACUGUGUUCUUAUCCGAUUUUCCUGCUGCUGGACUCAGUGGACUUCCUCAUCAUGUUUGGGCCUCGACCAGGGCAUUUCCUGGCGAUGCAAAUAAACCUCAUGAUCUCGAGAUGCGACAAGUAUGGAUUCAUGGAAGCUAUAUGAAAGCACUUGAGAAGGACCUACUUCGGGACGUUUUUGUGCUACAAAAUGCCAUCCUUGGUGAUGCAGCCACCGAGGCCUUUGCCUCUGACGCUCAUAACUUUGCGCACCCAAACUGGGGCUAUCAUUCACCCCUUACAUACUGGAAUAAUUCUCUGGCCAGAUUAGAAGCAGAUCCGGACAUCUUGCAGACAGUCAAUGAAAACACCUGCCAGCCUUCUUUCCUGAACUUUACUCUUCGUCCUUUAUCAGUCUUUGCUGGCAAGGCCUUUUCUGGUUCACAACUCGAAGCAGCUGAUGCUUUGAUUAUUUCCCUCUUCAACCGCAACAACGACCCAAAAGGAGAGAUCUGGCAGCGGAACAUCCAAAUCGUUGCUAGUCAGUCUUCAGGUCUACCCAUACAGUACCAGCGAAAUGGCACACCUGAACAUAGUCAAUUGUUCGAGUACCGCAUACAGCCACUGAGCUUCCGCCAGAACUCUCUUCUGGCAAUGGCAUAUGGCAUUAUAUUCAUCUACGUCGGUCUGAGUUUGAGAAGGCUCAAGGCCUUCCACAGUCGUUUUGGUCUGGUGGUUACCGCCAUCACUCAGAUGACAACCUCUAUUCUUGCAAGCUUCACCAUAUGUGGGUUGCUGCAGAUCAAUCUCGCUCAGAUACCACAAGAAGCCUACCCGUUCGUGGUUCUUGUCAUCGGGCUUGAGAACAUAUUUAGACUGAUCAAUGCUGUUGUGGCCUACCCUCCAGAGAUGAUGAAUACACAACGCAUAGCGAACGGCAUGGCUGAUAUUGGGCACUCAUCUCUGGCAUCAGCUGCGCAAAAUCUGCUUAUCCUCUGGUUACUAUCGCUGGUUGUAUCGCCAGGCGUGGCAGCAUUUUGUGCCUUUGCUGCUGUUGCGCUCCUCUUCGACUACUUUUUCCUUCUCACAUUCUUCCUCGCCGUGCUCAGUGUGGAUAUAAGAAGAUUGGAGCUGCAGGACUCGAUCACCAGGAGCAGCAGCUCCCAACCAAAGCAGAAGUCAAGGCCGAAACACCACCGUGCUCAUAGCCAUCACCACGGCCAUCAUCGAGCCGAGAAACAUACGUGGGUAGAUGCUCUGAUUCACGGAAAAGUUCCGUUUUCGACGCGCAUGGCCGGCUCAGCGGUUACCAUUAGCUUUGUCAUGGCUUUGAACUGGCAUCUUACUGCUCAUGGUCCGCGUACUUCUGCAUCGGGUGUUUUCCCGGGCCUCUUUGAGAAGCAGGCUUUACCCAUGACGGCCUUUGAUGGAACGGUACCUCCACCAACGGAUCAAAGCCCUCAUCCUGCGACGUGGCUUCGUACACAAGAUUAUGAGAAUGCUGUACACUUUAUGAAAGUUGUCAAACCUGGAGCUCAAGGAUUUGUUGCAAAGAUCUACGAUCCCUUGAUCAUCACACUAGGAGGCGCAGACCGAAGUGGUAUACUUCUUCGCAAGGAAACAUGGCUAAACUCCCUUCGCGGGGUCGCCAUCCAACACUUCUACCCUACAGCUAUCACAGUUGUGUUCGUCGUGGCUUUUGUUACGGUCCUCAUGAAUUUCCUUUUGUGGGAUGAUCGAGCUGAAGAUGCAGAGUACGAGAAUGGAGGCGAUAAUCUCCCUCUGACAGUACACGCGAUUGAGACAGGUCACAUGCUUGAUGUUGUCAAGAUCACAGGCUGCAGACAGGGACACAUGCUAUCCAUCAGUCUAGACCGCACCAUCUCGAUACUCCUCUUCAAGCCGGUCAGCAACUCUUAUAUGACGAUACAUCCAUCACCAGCAUCAUGCGCACAGAUCAAAUGGCCCAUCCAUGCUUGUAGUAUCAGUGACAAGGGCGACUGGAUGGCUAUCUUGGAUGACAACGGCAAGGUGCUACUCGGCAAUCUGUCAAGAGGCGAGUUCACUCAUGACUUCAAUAUGGACAGCGAGGAGAAGCUUCCCCUCCUCUUCGAGUUCGUGCCUUCUCCAUCAACACCGAACGGACAAGGAGUCUCAUUUGCGGUCGUGUCCGCAGACGGAAAGUUAACAGAAUAUCACACCCACAACAAGUCAAUCCAGACUUUCCGAGUGUCAGAGGGAGAGUUGUUAGCAGCCUCAUUCAGUUUGGCUCAACGACACUUGCCCAAGAUUGUCCUCUUACAUCCGGAUGGACAUAUCUCGGCAUUACAGAAAGCAUCAGGCAUGUGGAGCUUCCGAGAAAUGCCAUUGGGAUAUCCUCGUCCACUGUCGGACAAGGCAGCCAGCGCAAAUGCAUGCCUCCAGACCAUUGAUGAAGUGGAAGCAUCUCUAAUUUGCACAACCAACACCAUUACGCUACUCCAUACACCUACCGUCCGCCAAUCGGGCUCCUUUAACAUUCCAAACGUCAAGCCCAACAGCGUGCGGGUGCUGCAUACCGGCAGAAACCAAUGUCUCAGCUGCGGCGGCAUGACAGCAAGCAGUCUAUCUCUGGUAUUUACGGACAACGAAACAAGAGAAUGUGUAGUCCGAACAUACGCAGCUCAAGGCGAACCCUCCAAACCUCUCGGCCUCUUCACAGAAGAUCUCGUCUGUAACUGCGCGGCCAAGUUCCACUGGGAGAAGAAUGAACAUAGGCUUCAGGACGCCGGAUCCUGGGAGUCAACAACAGAGGCAGUAGUCGGGCUACGAAGAAAGCCUCAAACUCCACCAAGUUCUCCAGUCAUAUUGCCGAAAGACAACGGUAAUAUACUACGCCGACGACGAAGAGGCACAGGAGCCAGCACAUCCUCGGGAGACGAAAAUGAGCAAUGGGAAGCAUAUCUCUACUCAGCAUCUGGUGAACUCCACACUGUAGCCAUCGACAUGUCAGGAGAAAACCAACUCUACGCCACCAGAGCAGGCCCAGCAUGUCAACUCGGUUAUCGUUCUGUAGCCAUCGUGCUAGGCAGCACAGUGUACGUUAUCAAAGUGUGGGAGAAUUGGAAGGACAAUGGCGCUAAAGGAGUUUCGGAUGGAGGAUCACAGCCAUUGCUUUCACGGAGGAGGUGGACUAGAAAGGCGCAGUGA